AUGGAGCAGCAGCAGCAGCAGCAGCAGCAGCAGCAGCAGCAGCUGCAGCAGCAGCAGCAGCAGCAGAUGCUGCACGGAGACUUUAGCAGCACAGGGAUGCUGGGGCAGCAGCAGGAGACAGUCUUGUCUCUAUGGAGGACCCCUUCAGAGGCUCUGCUGCGGGAGCAGCGGCAGCAUCAGCAGCAGCUGCGCCUCAGCAGCAGCAGCAACUGUCUAAUAGGCAGCAGCAGCAACGGCAGCAGCAGCAGCAGCAGCAGCAGCAGACUGCGAGCCGCACGCAGACCCUCAAACCUCUACCCGCCCCUCUUCAGACGCAGCAGCAGCAUCCUGGAACGUCACGGCAGCAGCAGCAGCAGCAGCAGCAGCAGCAGCUUGGCGCUGCUGGCAACGCCUAGUCUUCUCAUUGUCCCCCAGCAGCAGCAGCAGCAGCAGCAGCAGCAGCAACGACAACUGCAGCAGCAGCAGCAGCAGAGGCUUCGCCCCAGUGCCUUUGACUAUGGGCCCGCAGCUCUGCAGCAGGCUGCUGCGGGGGUGCGGGGCCCUCCUGCAGCAGACAUUCUCUCUGCCUCCAUCCAGCAGCAGCAGCAGCAACAGCAACAACAGCAGCAGCAGCAGCAGCAACAGGAGCAGCAGCAGGAAGAACAAUUGAUUGCUUCGGUGGAGACGGCUGGUAGUGCGGGCUCUGCCCCCGGCGCGCCUCUUCGAGCCAACACAGCAGCAGCAGCAGCAGCAGCAGCAGCAGCAGAUGCCGCAGCAGCAGAAGCAGCAGAAGGAGCAGCGGAAGCAGAAGCAGCAACGCCUGCAGUUCCAUCCCAGCAGCAGCAGCAGCAGCAGCAGCAGCAGCAGCAGCUCCUGCUGCACCCCCAGGAAGAGGCGCUGUCUGGUGCUGCACCGAGGCGAGUCUCUACGCCAAGAGAACCGCUGCUGCAGGGCUCAGCAGCAGCAGCAGCAGCACCACCACCACCACCACCAGCAACAGCAGCAGCAGGAGCAGCAGGCUCAACAGCAACUGCAGCACCAACACCAGCAGCAGCAGCAGCAGCAGCAGCAGCAGCAGAAGGGGAUGCAGGCAGCGAGUCAGAAGAGGGAACGCGGACCCCCCGUGUCGACGAGAGCGGGCUGUCUCCUCUGCUGGGCCGCCUGAGUAUACAAAACUUUAACUGCUGCAGCAGCAGCAGCAGCAGCAGGAGCAGCAGCAGCAGCCCCACUCGCUCACCAAGCCCAACACAACAAGACAAACGCAUGCGCCAGCUGCGCAACUUCGAGAGACAGCAGCAGCGCGUGCUGCAGCAGGAAUGCAGACAAAGAACGAGUCCUUUUGCUGCACUGCAGCAGAAGCAGCAGCAGCAGCAGCAGCAGCAGCAGCAGCAACAGCAGCAGCAAACUGGAACUGCAGCAGCAGGGCCAGCACCUAAAGCAGCAGCUCCGUCUUUCCCUAGUGCUCCUGCAGCAACAAGGUCUGCUGCCAGCACAGCUCAGCCCAAGCAGCAACUCCGCCGAGGCCGCAUCCCGGCGUUCCCGCGUCUUACAAAACCAGCUGCUGCAGCAAACAGCAGCAGCAACAGCAGCAGCAGCAGCAGCAGCAGCAGCAGCAGCAGCAGGAAUAACUCCAGCAGCAGUUGUCUUGAUACGGGCCCCAUACGGGGCCCCAGGAGAAGCCGUGCUGCUGCUGCAGCACGCGAUGCCCCCUACAGACGCCCCUGGGCAAGCAGACAGCGGCCUCUCUCGCUUGCUGCUGCUGCUUCUGCUGCUGCUGCUCCUGCUGCUGCUGCUGCUGCUGCUCCAGGGACGCCCCCAGCAGCUGCUGCUCGGCCGCCUGAAGGAGCGGCCGGGGGAGCCCGACAGAGAACAGCUGCAGCAAGCAGCAGCGCAGCAGCAGCAGCUGCUGCAGCAACAGCUGCAGCAGCAAACCACAGAGAGACGUGGGCGCAACCGAGAACAGCUGUUAACUCAAAAGACAGCAGCAGCAGCAGCAGCAGCAGCAGCAGCAGCAUGCGAGCUGCAAGCCGCGGCAGCAGCACGAGGAGCUCUAACUGCGCUCCAUCACAAAGACAGCGGCAGCAGCUGCAGCAGCAGCAGCUGCAGCAGCAGCUGCAGCACCCCCAAAGGACUGGGUCUAGCAGCAGGUUGCUGAGGAAAGGCAGCAGCAGCAACUUUAGCUGCAGCAGCAACUGCAGCAGCAGCAGCAGCCUCGCAAGCAGCAGCCAGGGAUCUGCUGCUGGCAGCCGCAGCGCCCUGGGGCCAGCCGUGUCUGUCCUUGAACGGAAGCGGAAGCAGAGCAGCAACAGCAGCAGCAGCAGCAGCAGCAACAGCAGCAGCAGCAGCAGCAGCAGCGCUGCACCUCUCUCGAAGGCCCGAAUAUGUCGCCCUCAAUCUUCUGCUUCUCUCCCCCAAAACAGCAGCAGCAGCAGCAGCAGCUCCGAUAUAUCCCGAGCCAACAGCAACAGCAAAAGCAGCAGCAGCAGCAGCAGCAGCAGCAGCAGCAGCAGCGUGAGUAGGAUACCAGCAGCACAGCAGCAAAGCCAGCAGACCCCAACGCCUAGAGGGACGGUGGGGGCCUCGCGCCUGCAGCCGAAGCCAAGGGCCCCCCCUCCACCUCAGUCUAGAAAGCUGCCCGCAACCAGCAGCAGCAGCAGCAGCAGCAGCAGCAGCAGCAGCAGCGCGAUGAACUGCAGCAGCAGCAGCAGCAGCAGCAGCAGCAGCAGGAACAGGAGCACGUGUGCGGCUGUAAGAAACCAAAGCCGCCCAUCUGCUGCUGCCAAGACACAGCGCGGCACUGCUGCGCGUCGGGUGCAUUCGUUGCCUAGCAGCAGCAGCAGCAGCAGCAGCAGCAGCAGCAGCAACAGCAACAGCAGCAGCAGCAGCAGCAGCAGCAUGGGUUCCAAGCCAUCUUUAAUAACGAAGAAGCUUGACAGAACAGGCAAACCCAGCAGCAGAUUAGCAGCAGCAGCAGCAACAGCAGCAGCAGCAGCAGCAGCAGCAGCAGCAGGUCAGAAUGCCAGCAGCAACAUAGGGGGCCCCCUCCCCCCCGUCCGCAGCACUGCAGCAGCAGGGAGGGCCCCCUGA
Molecule: messenger RNA, 3066 nt
Organism: Eimeria mitis
Lineage: Eukaryota; Apicomplexa; Conoidasida; Eucoccidiorida; Eimeriidae
Exons: 2
Coding region: 1-3066 (1021 amino acids)
Source: RefSeq, a predicted model, not a curated record